GUUUUCGAACUGCAACCAUCACUAAUGAUGUGUUUUAUUUUGACGUAACUUUGCAAGCUAGGUUAUUUUUAAUAGUCGGUUCCAAUAUCAAUUUUGGAUUCAUUACUAAUAAUCAGGAUGAUACGGUUAUUUAAUAGUGUUGUUGAGUUGUACUGUCCUCGAUCGUCGUAUAUUAAAGAGGCUUGUAAGUUGCACACUGCCCUCGUUAUGCGAAAAGUUGAAGACAGAAAAGGAAUGAUGGCGUCCCUACCUGAUAAAGAUGAAGGAACAAUAGGAGAAAAGUCUAUUGAUAUAGAUACGCUUAUUCAAAAGAAAGAAAAAUUCUUCCCAAGUGUUAAAACAUAUCACCAACUAUAUAAUGGGAUUCCAUUUGCUGAAUUACCUAUAUGUAAUAUACGAGUAUCACCUAACAACACUGUAAUCAGCGUUACCGAUAAUAAAGGUAUACCAAGACUAAUCCGAUCUUGCGGAAUUGAAGGUUUUAAAAACACUCGAAAAGGUACAAAUAUUGCAGCUCAAGCCACUGCAAUAACUAUUAGCGAGAAAGCCAUAGAACUAGGUUGGAAGACCGUUCGUGUGAAAGUGCGUGGAUUGGGACCUGGCCGCAUGUCUGCAAUUAAAGGUUUGCAAAUGGGUGGUCUUAAUAUUGUUUCCAUUACUGAUGCAACACCUGUAUCAUGGAACCCUCCGCGUGCUAGAAAGCAAAGAAGUUUGUAAAACCAAAAUUAUGUAAAUAUUUAAAUUUUAAUUAAUAAAACUUACAGUUUGCUUUGCUGUUUUAGUUGAA
This is a messenger RNA of Bactrocera dorsalis (oriental fruit fly), 787 nucleotides long. RefSeq names its product 30S ribosomal protein S11 (gene mRpS11). Gene Ontology annotation, biological process: ribosomal small subunit assembly; translation; maturation of SSU-rRNA from tricistronic rRNA transcript (SSU-rRNA, 5.8S rRNA, LSU-rRNA). The transcript has 4 exons. Lineage: Eukaryota; Metazoa; Arthropoda; Insecta; Diptera; Tephritidae. The coding region runs from base 118 to 717 and encodes 199 amino acids. Gene Ontology annotation, molecular function: structural constituent of ribosome; small ribosomal subunit rRNA binding; mRNA 5'-UTR binding. Gene Ontology annotation, cellular component: ribosome; mitochondrial small ribosomal subunit. The record is from RefSeq and is a predicted model, not a curated record.